AUUAAGAAUCAUGUUGCAUCAAGCAAAGGACAGGCAGAAGUUCAUCAGUGAUGUUCAGUAUCUGCGGGACAUGCAGCAUAAAGUGGACUCUGAAUAUCAGGCUUGUCUGAGGCAACAGGAAUACAGAAGAGACCCAAAUGAGAAGAAACGUGAUCAGUUUGGGGGACAAGAGACAAAUUUUGAGAGAUCCCAAUUUUCAAGCGGAUCUUCUUUCAAACAGAGUUCUGGUGAAGAGGAUCCUCUAACCAAAACAAGAUUAUCUGCUGAGAAUCCUGCAGUUAAGUGUGAUUCCAGACUUCCAGCAAUUGACCAAUCAUCAGUCAAGCAGAAACAUAAAAGUACCAUAACUCCACAGAAACCAGAGAAAGCAGGCCCCAGCAACCCCUCUCCAGGUGACAGCAGCGAGUACCCCCAGUUCUGUGUUGAAUAUUCCCCUUUCUGCUCCGUCUUUGCUCGGUCCCCUGUCCUGCAGCCCAAUAGCAGUCACUGCUGCCUCCUCCUGCCACUUGUGCCACUGGCCCCCAAAGCAGCCCAGGACCCCACCUCCCGUCUCCUUCCCUCCUUCAUGAGCUACUCGCCCUCCUCUUCAGGCCCCAGGCCCAAGGCACCGGCCACCAUGUGGACCUUCCCCAUCUCCUGCCCCAGCCCGGCAGAGAUCCCUGUGCUAUGUCUACCCAGCCGCAGGAGGCCCAGUAAAAUCUACCUCAUGUGGAAGAGGAGGCCAAACCUGGGGAGACUGACAGUCAGCCCAGAAAUACAGAGACCACAAGCAUCCGGGGACAGAAGCAGACAGCAGAAAUUGCGGCUGCUGGCAAAGGCACCAGCCCUCAGGGGAGCAGGUAAGGACCUGUGGCCCAUGCAUCUUGGUCCUCAGAGAGGAGAGCUGACCUCUGCUGUCACCUGGUGGAUUCUGUAUGGUUUUUGGACCUUUGUGCUUUUAUGUGAAGGAGAGGGCACCAAGAUCUUAAUGGGUAAGAAAUCACUUCAAAACAAAUAUUGGCUUCUAGAGAAGGGAUGGGAUGGAGGUUGUGAGCAGGCUCCAGCCGGGAGCAGAAGCAACAGCAGCGGCAGAAGCAGUAGCCUUAGGCUCGGGUCACAGACCGGGGUCAGCAUGGCCAGCAGCAGUGGUGGUGCCUCCACAACCGCAAAUGCAGACACACAUCCCUUGGCGCGAGUGCCACUUCUCCUCAUCAUUUCUAGGGGCGGCCCUCCCAAGGGUUGUACCCAUUAUGACAGAUUUUGGGUUCAGAGGAAUCCUGCUGACUGUACCAGAUUCCUGUCCACUCGACAGGCCGACUGCUUUAGAAUCGGAAUGAUGAGGUCAGCAGGGCCUCAUCAGCCCCUGCAGGAUCGCAAUACCAGAGCAGCAGAGCGGAAGGCAGACCAGACAGGAACCAAGUGUCAUGAGAAAAAAUCCAAUAGAAUGAUAAACUUGUCUUUUCUCAAUGCAGACCCAGCCGCUCCACGAGAAGGCCCAAUAUGGGCAGGUGAUGCUAAGCUGAAGAGGCCCAGUCGAGAGAGAGGAAACGUAGUCCGGUCCUCACAGCUCAUGCCCAUGCCUGGGAGUCCCCCUGAGCGAGCCCGGAAAGGAGAGCCGGCUGCUCUCUCCCAGAAUGAGGCACGCCAGGUCCUAUCCCGGGCCUGCCAGGGAGCCAGCGGUCCUCAAGGGGUGAGAGAGUCCUUGGGGCCACUGCUCACAACCAGCACCAUGGGAGGGCCCAGAAGGGUGCCGUUUAGGUUCCGAGACGAAGAUUUUCAUUCUGUUUUACCAUUAAACUCUGGAGAAGAAAAUGAUGACACUGAAGAGGAAAUACAAGUAGAGGAAGAACUUCUGCUGGCUGGUAUGCGCCCCCCUAGGUCUCCUGCCAGUUAUAAGAGAAAUACAUUUCCUGGGACUUCGGCCACUCAGGCCAAAAAUAAAAAUUUUGAAGGAAAUCCUGAAAAUUGCAGAGUUACUUCUGCAGGAAGAAGUGAGUCCAAUCAUGGCUCAUUAAGAAGAAGUGGUGCAGUGGGGCCAGUGACAGACCAGCCAUCUGUCUGGCAAAGGGUGUUCCAAGACCCUGGGUUGCCUGAUGGCGGGCCUCCUAAAGAGAAUGACAGUGAGAAUGAGAAAAAGACCUUUAAUUCAUGGGAUGCCAAAUUCGAACCCGGUCUAGAUGGUGAUCUCACUGCUGAAAAUGUCUUCAGCGACUGUGUGUCUAGGGAAGACAGGCCUAGUACCCGCAGCUACGAGAGAGACUGGCAAACCUAUUUAAACUCUCCUAGGAGCUCUCCUGACUACUUUGUUUCUGGCAGACCAACAGCUCCAAGAUCACCCAUGAAUUCAUCUUACAACACUCCCAGAUCAUCAAUGCACCGUGUUCUGAGAGACGAUAUUCCAGUACGUUUGUCGCUGUCCACAUUAUUUCACAGUCCAGACGCGGAGGGAAACUCAAUGUAUAAUGUUUGUCAACCACUGUCGCCCAUUGGGCGUAGGAAUCCAUUUGCCAGCACUGGAAACCACAGUUAUUUUCCAGUAAACAGUGGACAUGAAUUUGAUGUCAGGGGAGCGGAAAAUAUUACUUUAACAAGCCCAUCUCUGGGAGCUCCAUUACAUACGGAAGACCUUUUACUAAAUCCUCAAAGCAGCUUGCCCUUGGUGGAACCUUCCAGCUCCUCACCAUCAAGAAGGAACUUACAAGGCCACUUGCAGGUGCCUGGGUCCCUGCAAGAAAGUACACCUUUUACUUUCUUUGCAGUGUCUGAUUUCCAAAAUGAUAAUGCAACCAGAAUGGCAGUCUCUGAUUUCACAGAUGAAAAGGAAGACAUGAAAAUAAAGGCAGACCCUGAGAAACUCAAGAAAUUGCAAGAAAGUCUCUUGGAAGAGGACUCCGAGGAGGAGGGAGACUCCUGUCGCAUCUGCCUGACAGCCGGGGGCUUCCCGGCCAACCCCCUGCUGGAGCCCUGCAGCUGCGUGGGGAGCCUGUGGUUCGUUCAUCGCGAGUGCCUGAGAAAGUGGCUGGAAGUGAAAAUAACAUCAGGAGCUGAUCUAGGCACCGUGAAGACCUGCGAGAUGUGUAAGCGAGACCUGCUGGUCGACCUGGAUGACUUUAACGUGAUCGAGUUCUACCAGAGGCACCAGCAUUCCCGGACACAAAAUGAGCUGAUGAAUUCGGGCUUGUACCUGGUGCUGCUGCUUCACCUCUAUGAACAGAGGUUUGCAGAACUCUUGAGACUCAACUACAACUGGGCUGCAAGAGAGAGGUUGUCAAGAAACUGCCCACAGCCCAGACCGGAGGGAAAUGAAAAUUCCGAAGUGGGAGAUGGAAAUGAAAGCAGCACUUAUCAAUGCAACAGCCAGGUCGUCUAGCAAGGGAGCUGGCCAUGGAGCUCAGCAGAGAUCUCUGUCCCCAGCCACCUCUCCUACGCCCCCAUGCACCUCCCUUCCUACUCUUUAAUGAAACUGAAACCAAUGUGUUUGCAGUUCUCAUUUCACUUUUCUGCCACUGUCUUUUUGGAGUCUGGCGAACAGACAGCAACAGUGACCAGCCCAGACCCAGACAGUCCAGGCCACACAGCCUGGGCUUGCUGGGCCCCUGCAGCUGCUCCUCAGCCCAGAAGCCCCAGGGGACUCAGCAGCUCCAGCAGGUGGCCUGGUGUCCCUCUGCUGAGGGCAUCUGUUCAGGCGUACUCAACCAUGAGUGGAAUUGAGCCUCGUAUUCAUAUAAUAGUAAACAGAUUUUACUCACCCAGCUUUGUUUGGUGCUCAUUUCAGUGUCCUUGGACAAAGGCUCAGGACCUCAAACUAAUAGGAGAGAGGUCAUCUCAGCCCCCAUCCCACCUCCACUUCUCCUUGGUCCCUGCCAUCACUACCACCAGGGAUGACACAUCCUGGCCCCCAUGGACUGUGACAGGCUGGAUGGCUGGCUGCCCCUGUAGGUACCCACUUAGGAUGCAUUUGGUGUAUGGACCCCACAGUUAUCUCCUAAUUACAUCUUAGGGCUCAAGAACCAGAGUGAGGCAUGCAGAGAAAGUUGGUGAGAAAACUGUGUGUGUAUGUGUGUGAGAGAGAAUGAGAGAGAGAGACAAAGAUAGGUAAAAAAAAUAACAAAGAUGGAGAGACUGAACUACUGACUUAUGCAACAACAUGAUGAGUGAAAGAAGCCAGACACAGAAGACCACAUAUUUAGAAUACAUAGGAUUCUAUUUAGACUCAAUUUCUAGAGAAGGCAGAACAAAACCAAAAAACCAUAGGAUCAGAAAGAUCAGUGGUUGCUGGGGUUUGGGCC
This is a messenger RNA of Manis pentadactyla (Chinese pangolin), 4268 nucleotides long. RefSeq names its product membrane associated ring-CH-type finger 10 (gene MARCHF10). NCBI's taxonomy places the organism in Eukaryota, Metazoa, Chordata, Mammalia, Pholidota, Manidae. The record is from RefSeq and is a predicted model, not a curated record. Gene Ontology annotation, molecular function: zinc ion binding. The coding region runs from base 11 to 3349 and encodes 1112 amino acids. The transcript has 13 exons.